This is a messenger RNA of Procambarus clarkii (red swamp crayfish), 2834 nucleotides long. RefSeq names its product sorting nexin-6. The record is from RefSeq and is a predicted model, not a curated record. Lineage: Eukaryota; Metazoa; Arthropoda; Malacostraca; Decapoda; Cambaridae. Gene Ontology annotation, molecular function: phosphatidylinositol binding. Gene Ontology annotation, biological process: phagosome-lysosome fusion involved in apoptotic cell clearance.
CUCCUCUCGCCGCCACCACCAACGCGAUGUUCUUUUACCCGAGCUCCUCCUCCUAUCAGCGUCUGACACUUGAUGGGCAGCGGUUAUGUCACUUAUUGUAUUUCACAGCCAUGAUGGACGGAAUGGAAGAGGUGCUUCACAGCGAAACAAAUGGAACGAAGAGUGGGAGAUCUGACACAGUGGAUCUCAAUGACAGCUCACUGCAAGUGGAUAUUUCUGAUGCCUUGAGUGAAAGAGAAAAAGUCAAGUUUACCGUCCAUACAAAAACUACCCUUCCUGAGUACAGCAAGCCAGAGUUCUCGGUAGUUAGGCAACAUGAAGAGUUCAUUUGGCUACAUGACCGUUUUGACGAAAAUGAGGACUAUGCAGGUUAUAUUAUCCCUCCACCACCGCCUCGUCCCGACUUCGAUGCAUCGCGGGAAAAACUCCAAAAAUUGGGAGAGGGAGAAGGCAGCAUGACUAAAGAAGAGUUCAGCAAGAUGAAACAGGAGCUGGAGGCUGAGUACCUGGCAACCUUCAAGAAGACGGUAGCCAUGCAUGAAGUCUUCCUCACCAGACUAGCUCAGCAUCCUGUCUUUAGGACUGAUCACAACUUCAAGGUCUUCCUCGAAUAUGAACAAGAUUUGUCAGUGAGAACAAAGAACAAGAAAGAAAAAGUUGAAGGACUUUUCAAGAGUUUCAACAAGUCAACAGAUGAGAUCCUGUUGUCAGCCACCCAGAAGGAUGUGGAUGAUUACUUUGAGAAGGAGAAAGGUUUCCUCCUUGAGUACCACACAGCCAUCAAGGAUGCAACCAUAAAAGCUGACAAGAUGACACAGACACACAAAAAUGUGGCUGACUCGUACAUCAAACUCUCAACUGGCUUAUCACAACUUGGAACUAUUGAGGGCCCUAGACUAGAAAAAUUUAUUAACAAGGUUGCUGAUACUUUUGAAAAGGCUAGGAAAGUUGAAGGCAGAGUAGCAUCAGACGAAGAUUUGAAGCUUUCAGAUACCCUUCGAUACUAUGUUAGAGACGGGAGUGCAGCGAAGGACCUCUUAUAUCGUCGGCUUCGAUGUCUUGCAAACUAUGAACAAGCAAAUAAAAACUUGGAUCGAGCACGUGCCAAGAACAAGGAUGUCCAUGCACCCGUGGACGUUGCCGAUGCGGAACUAGCGCAACAGAAUGCUUGCGAGAGGUUUGAACACAUGUCAUCAAGAGCCAAGGAGGAACUGGGUGACUUCAAGUCGCGUCGUGUGGCAGCCUUCAGGAAGAACUUGAUUGAACUUGCUGAACUAGAACUAAAACAUGCAAAGGCACAAGCUCAGCUUCUGAAGAACUGCUUACAAGCCCUUGAAGAAGAGUGACAAUAUUCCCACCAAGGUAGAACACGAAAACAGGAAGCACACUUGCAGACGCACGUUCCCAGGUUCCGUAUGUGUGCCAUGCAGGAUGGCACUAAAACGAAUUUGCAGAGUAUUACAAGUUGACACUGCAGAAAUGUAUGGUUUAGCAGGUUUGUUAUGCAAGGUGAUAUUGGCACAUGCCAAUGUGGAUUGGACAUGAAAUGAAAGACAAUACUGCUGUGAUUUAUGAUUACUGUUCAUGGAUACAUAUUCAAUACUGAAGACUGUGAUGAAUGAUAGUUAAUAUAAAGACAGUGUUUAUGAUCUAAUAUAAUACUAAUGAAAACAUAAGUGUUGAACUAUAAACUAAAAAAAAGACAGCUGCAUUUUAUUGAUUUUUUUUUUUUAUGAACAUAUUUUGGAACGGGUAAAUCAACUUAAAUUUGUACUGGUGUAGGAAAAAAUUUGAAAAGAUAUUAUUGUGAUUUAGUAUGAAAUUUUUAAUUUACUGUGUAUGGAAUUCUGAUAAGCUGAUAUUUCUGACCAAAGAAUAAAAAAUGUGGUUAGAAAAAUAGGGGGUUGACUGUUUACCCUGUGUAUAGGGAUUGUAGGGAUGACUUAAAGCAGCUGCUACAGUUCUGACGUACUGGGUCAAGUCCAAGUAGUUCCAGCUUAUUCCAGUUAACACAUGACUUCAUAUCCUGUGAUGCUGUAAAGCAUUGUCUGUAUACUGAGGCAUAAGUUUCAGGAUAAACUGUUUCAAUAAUAUUACUGCAAAGCAUCAGUUAUUUUCCUAUGGUGUUCCUCAGAGUUACUGUACAUCCAGUGUGUAUAUACAAGUUUAUAUACAUAUAUAUAUUAGCAAUUUGCUAUUCAAUAAAAUAUUGAUAUAUAAUUUUCAGAUAGGGUUCUUUGCACAUAUAUAAACAUAUUACCAUAGUUAAUAUUUGUGACGUCCAUAUGUUGUGUUGAGGGAUUUUAUUUUUCCCAACCUGCUAUUGAGGGCUUACUGUGAAGGCCUGAAAAAGAGUCCACAGUCCAGCAGUCAAUCAGUAAUUUUCAUAUUUCUUACAUAUUUUCAGCACAUUACUUCUCAUACAGAUCUUUUGCUCAAUUCAUUUUAAUUGAUGGUCACUUAAAGUUUUCAAAUGCUGUUUAAUCAGCAAGCAUGAGAUUUAGACUUUAAUUUUAUUAAUCAUAUUUUGUUUGUGCACUUAAAUAUUCCAGUGAUUAUUCAGAGCUUUAUUACCUCACAUGAAUGAUUAAGGAGUUGUGUGGUGGCCGUGAGAAGCAUCACCCUGUAGUGUUGUUACAUGACCUGCUGUAGUUGCUGAUGGUCCACAAGAGGCUACACAUUUGUUUCCUGGCUCUUGUGCUCUUGUUGCCAGUGACAGUUUUACAAGUAUUGAGAUGUAUGCCCAAUUUGUUAAGAUUUUUUAUAUCUGUGAUUCAUGAAAUUGAUGUAUUUAAAAGGUAUUUGAAGAUGUAAUAGUGGGUAUUCUUUAAAAA